This is a messenger RNA of Brassica napus (rape), 2611 nucleotides long. Its product is annotated as receptor-like protein 31. NCBI's taxonomy places the organism in Eukaryota, Viridiplantae, Streptophyta, Magnoliopsida, Brassicales, Brassicaceae. Gene Ontology annotation, cellular component: plasma membrane. The record is from RefSeq and is a predicted model, not a curated record. The transcript is spliced from 2 exons. Gene Ontology annotation, molecular function: protein binding. The coding region runs from base 50 to 2326 and encodes 758 amino acids.
UCGUAAAAAUCUAUCACAAACACAAGAAAAAAAAAAAGAGAGGGUAAAGAUGAUUUCAAGCCACUCUUAUUGGUUUUCUAGUGUUGUUACCUUAUAUUUCUUCUUCUUGGUUUUCCUCGUUUUACACACUCUUGCUUCUCCUGUUCACCACUAUUGCUGUCAUGAUCAGAGAGAUGCCCUUCUUGAGUUCAAACACGAGUUUCGGGUAAAUGAAUCCAACUCAGGUCCAUAUUUAAGUUCAUGGAAUAACAAUCGUGAUUGCUGUGUUUGGGAGGGAGUCACAUGUGAUGCUAAAUCUGGCAAAGUGAUUUCACUUUACCUUUAUGACAUCCCUCUCAACAAAUCUUUGAAACCAAACAGUAGUCUUUUCAAACUCCAACAUCUUCGUAGCCUAACUCUUAUAGCUUGCUAUCUGUAUGGAGAGAUUCCCUCUUCAGUAGGAAACCUAACUCAACUAGAAUUUCUAUAUCUUGACUCUAACAACUUCAAGAGAUAUAUUCCUGCUUCAUUUGCCAACUUUACAAAACUCUCCCUUUUAGACCUCUCAAAUAAUCAAUUCACGGGUGAAUUCCCUCUUGUACUACUAAAUUUAACCACCAGUUUGUCCUCGUUAGACAUUAGCUCUAAUCUUUUUAAAUCCAAGCUUUGGCCUGACAUGAGUAGAUUCCGUAGCUUAGAGUAUUUCGGUGUGGGUGGAAACUCAUUUUUUGGGCCUUUUCCUACAUCCUUGUUCAUGAUUCCUUCGUUAACAAGGGCUGAUUUGUGGGGAAACAAUUUCAAGGGACCUGUAGAAUUUAAGAAUAUAUCUUCGUCAUCUAAGCUUCAGAUUCUAUACCUUGAUCACAACAAUUUCACUGGACCAAUCCCCAAAUCCAUAUCAAUUUUUCCUUAUCUAUAUAGGUUAGAUCUUAGUGACAACAAUCUCAUUGGACCAAUCCCCAGAUCUUUAUGUAAGCUGGUCAACCUUGAUUCUCUAGAUCUAAGCCACAACAAUUUCAUUGAGCCAAUCCCCAUAUUUAUAUCAAAGUUAGUCAACCUCAUCCUUCUCAAUCUUAGCCACAACAAUUUUAUUGGGUCAAUUCCCAGAUUAAAUUCAUUAAUUCUCGGGACUCUUGAUCUUUCUUACAAUAAGUUGGAAAGAAAAAUAUCAGGUUGGUUAUGGCAUGUGCCGACGUUGAUACUUUCUCACAACUCCUUCAACCGUUUUGAAAAACCAUUGGAAGUUUCUGAUUUAUCAUAUUCCGUGACAUUGGAUCUUAGUUCGAAUGUUUUUCGAGGACCAUUACCCCAUUGGAUAUGCAAGCUUAGACCGUCAACACUAUUAGAUUUGUCCAACAAUAGCUUUAGCGGCUCCAUCCCUCAAUGUUUUAGGAAUACCGUUGCUGGUCUCACAUCACUGAAUCUAAAGAAGAACAAUUUCAGUGGAAUUCUUCCUUCGAAAAUAUUUGUCAAUGCUACCAACUUAGCGUCGCUUGACAUCAGCUACAACCAGUUGGAGGGCAAACUUCCAGAAUCAUUGUUCGACUGUCCUAUGUUGGUGUUUUUAAAUGUGCAAAACAACAAGAUCAAGGACAAGUUUCCAUUUUCUCUUUCGUCAUUAAAUGUCUUGAUCCUACGGUCAAAUGAAUUCUAUGGGCCUUUGUAUGAUCCUCAUGUGUCCAUUGCUUUUCAAAGUUUAAGAGUCAUCGAUAUAUCACAUAAUCACUUCAAUGGAACUCUGCCACCAUUCUAUUUUUCCAACUGGCUUGAAAUGAUCAUGUUAGCCGAAGAAUUUCAAGGCCAUAGCAUGUACAUGGGAUAUGACCUCUUUGAUGAUCCCUUCCGUUAUUCCAUGGAGAUAGUAAAUAAAGGAGUCGAUACGUUAUUUGAGCUGAUCCGGACAGACUUUGGAGCUAUCGACUUUUCAGGAAACAACUUUUCAGGAAAGAUCCCAAAAUCCAUUGGAUUAUUGAAGGGAUUGCGUCUUCUCAACUUGUCAAGUAACAGAUUCUCAAACCAUAUUCCUCAAUCAUUGGCAAAUCUGACAAAUCUUGAGGAACUAGACCUAUCUCGGAAUCAGCUUUCAGGUCCAAUACCACGAAGCACACAGUUUCAAAGACAAAAUUGUUCGUCAUUCAUGGACAACCCCAAGCUCUACGGCCUCGAAGAUAUAUGUGGAAAAACUCAUUUCCCUAAUCCUACACCACAAGAAUCUGAGGAUUUAUCUGAGCCAGAAGAACAAGUGAUUAGUUGGAUAGCAGCGGCGAUAGCUUAUGGACCUGGUGUGUUCUGCGGAUUGGUGAUAGGACAUAUCUUCUCUCAAGGCAUAUACAACUGGUUCAUGUAAAAGUUCUGCCGAAAGCAAUUCCAAGAUAGUCACUAGAAGUGCCCCCUAGGACACAAUCUCUCUUUAAGUGCUUGUGAAACCUACGUAUGUGUGUGUGAGUUCUCCCAACGUACUUUUCAAUACAUAAUUUUGUAAUAAAUGUCUUUUGGUAGUAUUUGAUUUUAAACUUAAAAUGCAUUCUAAACUGGUGUGUGUGUGGUUAUCUGUAAUGCUAUAUUUUUUUUUUAUUUCUCACUAACUUGUCUUUGUCAUGGAAACAAAUAAAUCACGUCGUUUUGAGUCUUC